Messenger RNA from Eruca vesicaria subsp. sativa (arugula), 998 nucleotides. The record is from the annotation of a GenBank genome assembly. Lineage: Eukaryota; Viridiplantae; Streptophyta; Magnoliopsida; Brassicales; Brassicaceae.
ACAGACAAAACGUUUUAUGGCCACUCUCUGCUCUACAGUUUUACAUAUCCCUCACAAGUGUAUAACCAUCAAUUUUCUCACGUGUUGAAUUUAUACUACCGAAAAAAUUAGGGGAAUCCAAAUCAGAAAAAGAUUAAAAAAAAAUGAUUGCAGAAACGGGGAUGGUGAUGGUAGGUGUCCUGGGACUAUGGGCGCGGUUUGUCAGAAAGCCACUGCUUGAGUUCACCGGGGAGAUUUUACAAGUCGCCUCCGAAGUUGUGUCGAGGAUGUGUAGACGCGAUACAGCUUCGUAUGUCGGACCUCUUUCUUCUAGUACCAACAACUCAUCUCCUCCCAUCUCCCCAAGAAGGUGAUAUGUAUAUGUUUAUGAUAACAUUUUGUACUGGAAAAUAUUAGGGAUGCAGAUAGGUUUUGUUUUCCUUAUUUCAAUUUUUAGGAUGCCAAAUACAUAUGUAAGUAACAUCUUUUAAAAUGUUAAAUCUAUUGAUUGAACAAGAACAAGUUGUUUACCAGAGUUUGAAAGAAUGUUACCAACAUAAUUUACAUAAACAAAAACUAAUAACAAAAGGGGUGGUCAUGUAUCAAUAAGAGAGAUGAGCGUUCCAUACAUGACCACCGGGUCAUCAUCUUUGUGGCCUUGUGGGGAGAAUUAGCUUCCCGAACACAAGUUUAUGAGUCCUUAUUAGUGAUAUCUCGUGUUUCACCUAAAGCUGAUCCACCUAAGUUAGUGUCCAAAUGAAUACUCUCCAUCCAUGGAACUUGUUUCUCGUGGAGAAAAUCCCGCAUGGCUAGAUAAGGCGUUUACAAAAAGUGGACGCUUCUCUAGACUACUUCAGAUCCAAGGAAUAAGGAUUUUCUUGGACAACUCCAGGGAAUAAGUUAAUAUGCAAGUUCUUUCAUAAAAGUACUUUAGAUCCGAACAUUACAACGACGUUGUGUUAAGUUCGGUUGAAAAGCCGGUUUAAUAUUUUUCUCUUUAUGCUUUACAGUUUUCCAUG